Eruca vesicaria subsp. sativa (arugula) is the source of this 366-nucleotide messenger RNA. Lineage: Eukaryota; Viridiplantae; Streptophyta; Magnoliopsida; Brassicales; Brassicaceae. The record is from the annotation of a GenBank genome assembly.
AUGGCAUAUGACUUUUCGGAAUGUGUGGAGAGUCAUGCAUUUGAGACUUAUGAUAUGUUUUUCAAGGCCAGUGGAGAAGAGUUGAAAAAAUCACAUGCACCUGAUAUAGCAGUAAAAUACUACACUAGAAGUGACUUGUACUUCGUUGAUUCUCUAACGUUGUGUUGUGAUUAUGUUGGGGGGCAGAAAUUUAUACGAUGUGUUUGUGAGAACACAAGAGACGAUGAAGCAGAGCAUUGCAAGACAAUGAGAGCUUGUCAGACUCUUGGAAGUCUCCGUUCUUCACAUUCCAUUAGAGACGACGAAGAUUGUAAUGAAGAAUCAGGAUGUGGUGUUCCUGAGGAGGCUCAUUGUGAAGACUCUUAA